This is a messenger RNA of Liolophura sinensis, 3654 nucleotides long. Its product is annotated as probable aminopeptidase NPEPL1. Gene Ontology annotation, biological process: proteolysis. Gene Ontology annotation, cellular component: cytoplasm. Bases 106 to 1662 code for a protein of 518 amino acids. Lineage: Eukaryota; Metazoa; Mollusca; Polyplacophora; Chitonida; Chitonidae. The transcript has 13 exons. The record is from RefSeq and is a predicted model, not a curated record. Gene Ontology annotation, molecular function: manganese ion binding; metalloaminopeptidase activity.
CGGAAAUUGCCGACCGAUAGACGCCGGCUGCAUCAGGCGUGAACUAGGAAAGAGUUGCUGUCAAAAUUGUGCAUUUAUCUCUGUGUUCAUUUGGGGACAGCCAAGAUGAGUGUAACCUUGAGAUAUUCCAGUGACCUGGCGACCUCUGACCCUCAACAUAAUCCAGUUCUGAUUGUGGGUCAAGUCAAAAAUCUGGCUAAGAUUACCUUUGACCAAGUGAAGAGGAAACUAGAGCCUAGGGUAACAGAGGAGACUUUUGCCGCUGCAGUCGCUGGUCUCCACCCCUCCCCCACGGACUCCUGCCCUCUAUGGCUGAACAAUGCAACUGUGGCAGCUCUACCAACAAAGUGCAGCCGACACAACACGCCGUCUCGCUCUCAUGCUCUUACUAAAGUUGUCAAGAGCUGCUUCUCUGGAGGGGAUGAAUAUGUUGUGAUCGUGUGUGAGAAAAGUGACGUGUUCGCCUCUGGCUGUGCCAUAGCCAGAGCCCUGCCCUUGUUCAACAGUAAAUCCAGUAACUCGAACUCCAAGAGAUCCGUCACCGUUGAGUUCCUCCUGGUUGGUACUGACAGCGAUGUGUCCCUGUCUGACAGCGACAUCGAAUGUCUCAGUGUGGUAGCCUCUGCUAUACGACUCACCGCACGCAUUGUUGACGCACCAUGCGCUGACAUGCACACAGAUGCAUUCCUUGAUGAGGUGAGGAAAGUUGGAACAGAAUUAAACAUUAUCCCAACGAUAAUACAAGGAGAGGCACUGAGGGAAAAGGGAUUAGGAGGUAUAUAUGGUGUAGGCAAAGCAGCCAUCCAUGAACCAGCACUGGCUGUCCUUAGUCACACACCAGAGGGAGCCACUAAGUCUAUAGCCUGGGUCGGCAAGGGGAUCGUGUAUGAUACUGGUGGACUUUGUAUCAAGGCUAAGACAAGCAUGCUGGGAAUGAAGAGAGACUGUGGAGGAGCUGCUGCUAUGUUGGGGGCAUUCUAUGCAGCUGUCAAACUGGGUUUCACUGAGAACCUACACUGUGUGCUGUGUCUGGCAGAAAAUGCUGUAGGGCCCAAUGCCGUUAGACCAGAUGAUAUUCUCAAACUCUAUUCUGGCAGGACUGUUGAGAUUAACAACACAGAUGCAGAGGGCCGUCUCGUCCUUGGGGAUGGGGUAGCUUAUGCUGACAAAGACCUGAAGGCUGGCAUCAUUGUUGAUAUGGCAACACUUACAGGGGCACAGGGUGUGGCCACAGGUCGUUACCAUGCUGGUGUGGUGACCAACAGUGAGGAGUGGGAGGGUGUAUUGGUUAAGGCAGGGCAGAACUCUGGCGACCUCACCCACCCUCUGCCCUACAGCCCAGAGCUUCACUUCAGCGAAUUUGCUAGUGCCCUGGCUGAUAUGAAGAACUCUGUCGCAGACAGGAGUAACUGCCAGGUGUCCUGUGCUGGAUUGUUCAUUGCCUCUCACCUAGGUUUUGAUUAUCCUGGUAUCUGGAUCCAUGUGGAUAUGGCUUCCCCAGCCCAUAGUGGUGAACGUGCCACGGGCUAUGGGGUGGCUUUAAUGACUACCUUAUUCGGUAAGGCUUCCAAGAACUCACUGCUGCAGUACAACGCCCCAGCUCAGUCAUGUGACGGGAUUGACGGGCAGGAGAACUCCGCUAAAAAGAUACGUCUCAAUUAAUCGGGAUGUGUAUACGGGUGUAAAUUUAAACGGGGUGCAGUAUCUAUACCAAACAACCCUAGCUUAAUUUCAAAUGUAGAUAUGUGGUCUUGUAAUGUAACUCUGAAUCUUUUCAUGAGGAUUAGGGAAUUAUUGCAUGUGGGAUAUUUUUAUCGGUGGGUUGGGAUGAGACUGCUCUGAUGAAAGUAUUAAGGGCAUUGAUUUUGAAUCAUGGCAGGCUCCCUGUGUACAUGUAGCUAUGCGCUCUUUUCCCUAACUUAUGCUAAUCAUUUACCUGUAGACCUUACAAAAUCUAGAUUUUCACUGGAAUCUGUUCUCAGCUUCAAUAGUGCGAAAAACUCUCUUGAGUUGGAAGACCCUGAAUUUGUCCCUGUCACCACAUUAUUCUCAGUAGCAUCUAUCAAGUUUUGAAAUGAAAAAAAAAAAAAAAAAGUCUUCAGUCCUUGAAAUGACUGGAUUAGGUACAAAUGUACAGAGCCCCAUCUAUUGAGAAUCAGUUACAAUAAGGGAAGAGUGUUACAGAUAUUUCAGCUCAUGGAGCAUGAUGGUAAUUGAGCUAGGUUAAGGUUUUGAUUGGAAAAGUUUGCAUCAUUCAAGAAAAUCUAUCUUAAGAGCACAUCAGAUAAACUUUGACGGUCAUUCCGGUUUUAAAUGAGGAAAAGUGAAAUUUUGCAGCAUUCAGAAGAAUGCACAGUUACAACUGUGAUAACAUUUUCUAUUGUGAUCAGGUUGUCUGGAUAGUGGGCUGUCCUGCUGAUUUUGUAAAGGAUCUCUAUAGUUCCUUCCUGCAGCUAAUACAUACUGUAUCUCUGUUUAUCUUUGUCAGCAUCACUCAAGAUCUUGCGAUUGUUUAAACUGUAAAUUCCUCAUCCUAUUUUUUUUCUUAGCUCUUGUCAUGUAACGAAGAGACAGAACUGUGUGUAAGCUUCUGCUUGAAAGCGUCAGUUUCGCCAUUAGCAAUGUAUUGUAAUAAAGUAGUUGAAAUACUCAGGUAAGAACAUGCACAACAGUGAUGUAUACGAUGACUACACAGCUACAUGUCAAACCUUCAUUGGUUGAUACUGAACAGCACCAUUUAGUUUUGAACCUUGAACCUAGGUAUGUGGUACUGAGUGGCUGCUGAAUGGUACACUGUGACCUGAUGCGGACUACAGUAAUAAGACCCUGACGACACAGUAAAAUGUCCACUAGACAGUACCUACCACAACAGUCCCUGCAAAGCACCACGUUUUUUUGAAUGUGGCCAUGUGUUACUGUAGCUAAACUGCAUUGUGUUGAUGUGAAAGAUGGCAGGACAGUACCAUUGUGUUCUGACCCCUUGUGAUAAAGCACAGAACUUCCGGGUCUCACUGGGCGUUUGUUGAAUGGUACAUGGCUCCAUAGCACUGGUCACUUGGAUGUUCCCAGAACUUAAUGUGUAAUUCUUCAUGGUUAACAAGUUUAUCUGUGCAAUCACUGUGUAGAACUGAUGUGAAACGACAACACAGUAACUGAACUGAUGCUGUGCCUCUCUGACCAGCUGUUGAAACUCUCUGAACAUUACCACUAGAUUCAGCACUGUGAGGUCAUGUCCUUUCUACAUAUAGAAUGGGAGUACCUCAAGGUCCGAGUUUAGACACUUCUGCAGAAUGUCAAAAUGGUAGUCUGGGUCAUAAUUAAGCCUGAUCGAACCAAAGACGUGUGUUUAAUCCAGUGAUGAAUGAUGUGGCAAUAACAUACAGAGAUGUAGGUUGUUUAUAGAACUAAGAAAGGUAUGUCCCACUUCCAGAUUGUGAUCAGAAUUUAUUUUUUUAACCUGAAGCAUGGUAUUUGGUCUAAGAACGUAAUAGAAACUUGAAUUACUUAGAUUAUCUUUUUUUUUUUCUUUUUUCGAUCUGUUUUUUUUUAUAAGUUUCUUGUGGUUAAAUCCUUGAGAUGGAAUUAUUUAAACCCAACAAGCUGUUUAGGUGUACUUAAUGGCUGCUCAGUCCCUGUACCAGGGUCUGAGAAGAA